GAGGGGCAGAGGAGCGCGGCCGUGGGACUGUCAGCUUCGCCUGCUAUGCUGACCUCCAGCACUUGACCUUUCAAAGACCGCUGGAGAGAGACGCCGAAAGCUUCUUCCGGGAUCUUCCAGGGCCGGGUACUUGGUCGUAGCAAGACCGAGUCGCAAUUCCUAGUGGCUUGCAAGUUUCCAGCGGGGAGGACAAAUCUAACUGAACACUGAGGCCACCUCUCUGACCCUUUGGAAAAUGGCCGGAGGUUAGGAAACGCAUCACCGCGGCCCGCCGAGCCCAGAGGACUCGCCUCACAAACGGGAGCCCUCGCAAACAGGCGGGCCGCGCACGGGGCCAGGAUUGGAAGACCCGCCGGGUGCCCCCUCCCGGCCCCAGGCGGCGCGGCGCGGCAGGGCUGUGGGAGACUGCGCGUGCGCGCUGCGCGGCCGGUUCCGGAGACGACGUCCCCAGCCGCCUCCCGUCUCCCGCGACAGCAUGAAGACCGCCGAGGACGCCAGAGGAGUGCAUGGCGAGGGGCCGCGGAAGCUAGGCCUCUGCCUCCUCUGCGGCCUGCCCGCGGCAGGAAAAUCGACCUUCGCGCGGGCCCUAAGCCCCCGCUUACGGCAGGAGCGGGGCUGGGCCGUCGGCGUGGUCGCCUAUGAUGACGUCAUGCCGGACGCGUUCCUCGAGGAGGCGAGCGCGCGGCCGUUGCCAUCCCAAUGGAAGUUGCUUCGACAGGAACUGUUGAAGUACCUAGAAUACUUCUUGUUGGCUGUCAUUAACGGGUGUCAGAUGUCUACCCCACCCAACAGGACUGAAGCCAUGUGGGAGGAUUUUAUAACCUGCUUAAAGGAUCAAGAUCUGAUAUCUUCUGCUGCACCGGAGGCCCGGUCUUGCUAUCUCUUAACGAAGACUGCUGUUUCUAGACCUUUGUUUUUGAUUUUAGAUGACAACUUUUAUUAUCAAAGUAUGAGAUACGAAGUCUACCAAUUGGCUCGGAAAUAUUCAUUAGGCUUUUGCCAGCUCUUUUUAGAUUGUUCUCUGGAGACCUGUUUACAGAGGAAUGGCCAGAGACCCCAGGCGCUGCCUGCCGAGACCAUCCACCUGAUGGGAAGAAAGCUGGAAAAGCCCAACCCCGAGAAAAAUGCUUGGGAACACAACAGCCUCACAAUUGAGAGUUCAGAAUGUUCUUCUGAAGCCAGCCUGAAGUUGACUGAUUUAUUGCUUACUGCUUUGGAAAAUCCAGUAAAAUAUAUUGAGGACAAUGUGGAACAAAAGGAAGCAGACAGAAUCAUUUGUUCAACCAACCUUCUUCAUCAAGCCGAUCAGAUGCUCCGAAGGAUUGUCUCUCAGACGAUGAAGGAAGCAAAAGAGGAACGAGUGCUUCCUUUCAACUUGAAGCUUCUAGCAGAAGAACUCAACAAGCUCAAAGCAGAGUUUUUGGAAGACCUAAGACAAGGAAACAAAAAGUACCUGUGCUUUCCAGAAACCACCAAUGUAUCAGAUGCUAUUGCUUUUUUUCAUCAUGAGAAAGAUAAUAUUGUCCAGAAAUAUUUUUCAAAGCAUUAAAACUUUUGAACUUACAAUCAAAUAUCCGAUUUUGGUUGAGUUUGCAAAAUAAAACCAUUUUGCAUUACUGGA
This is a messenger RNA of Herpailurus yagouaroundi (jaguarundi), 1621 nucleotides long. It is a transcript of the gene PSTK, whose product is annotated as phosphoseryl-tRNA kinase. The coding region runs from base 476 to 1549 and encodes 357 amino acids. The transcript is spliced from 6 exons. Gene Ontology annotation, molecular function: tRNA binding; kinase activity. The record is from RefSeq and is a predicted model, not a curated record. NCBI's taxonomy places the organism in Eukaryota, Metazoa, Chordata, Mammalia, Carnivora, Felidae.